AUGGUGGCCGUCAAAGAUGGGCUGUCUGCGCGCGAGCGCAUGGUCCUUACCGUCAACGAGAUUAUUCAAAACCUGAUCCAGGCGCACAAGACGGGCAAGGACAUCGAUUUGAAUAGGCUGAAGUGCCUGCUCUCGCAAAAGCACGGCCUCAGCUCGCAACCCAAGCUCGUCGACAUCAUCGCCGGCGUGCCUCAAGAUUAUAAGGAAGCCCUGCUGCCCAAGCUGAAAGCCAAGCCCGUUCGCACCGCUUCCGGCAUCGCCGUCGUGGCCGUGAUGAGCAAGCCGCACCGGUGUCCGCAUAUCAAUUUUACAGGAAACAUUUGCGUGUACUGCCCGGGCGGCCCGGACUCGGAUUUCGAGUACAGCACACAGAGCUACACCGGAUAUGAGCCGACGAGUAUGCGAGCCAUCAGGGCAAGAUACAAUCCCUACCUCCAGACGAGGGGCAGAAUAACGCAGUUGGCCGCCCUGGGGCACUCGAUCGAUAAGGUUGAAUUUAUCGUGAUGGGCGGCACGUUUAUGUCGUUGCCGGAUGAUUAUCGGGACUAUUUCAUCCGAAAUCUACACGACGCGCUGAGCGGACACACGAGCAGCAGUGUAGCCGAGGCUGUUGCCUACAGCGAGCGCAGCAAGAUCAAAUGUAUUGGGAUCACCAUCGAGACACGGCCCGACUACUGCUUGCCCAGGCAUUUAAACGACAUGCUAAACUACGGAUGCACGCGGCUCGAGAUCGGCGUACAGUCGACGUACGAGGACGUGGCCCGGGACACGAACCGCGGGCAUACAGUGAAAUCGGUGUGCGAGACGUUCCACAUGGCCAAAGACACCGGAUAUAAAGUGGUGAUCCACAUGAUGCCCGAUUUGCCGAACGUCGGCCUCGAGCGCGACAUCGAGCAGUUCGUGGAACUGUUCGAGAACCCGGCAUUCCGCCCCGACGGCCUCAAGCUCUACCCGACGCUCGUCAUCCGCGGCACCGGCUUGUACGAGCUGUGGCGAAGUCAGCGUUAUAAGAGCUACCCGCCAUCCGUGCUGGUCGAGCUGGUCGCCCGUAUUUUGGCAUUGGUUCCGCCCUGGACGCGCGUCUACCGAGUGCAAAGAGACAUUCCGAUGCCGUUGGUCUCUUCCGGCGUUGAACACGGAAAUCUUCGGGAGCACGCCCUCGCCCGUAUGAAGCAGAUGGGGACGACGUGCCGCGACGUACGCACGCGCGAAGUCGGCAUCCAGGAGAUCCACAACAAGAUCCGCCCCUACAACGUCGAGCUGAUCCGACGGGACUACGUGGCGAACGGGGGAUGGGAGACGUUCCUCUCCUACGAGGACCCCGACCAGGAUAUUCUCAUCGGGCUGCUCCGCCUCAGGAAAGUCACCGACAAGGUGCAUCGCGAGGAGUUGAUGGGCAACGUCUCCGUAGUGCGCGAGCUGCACGUGUAUGGCAGCGUCGUGUCAGUGUCCGAUCGGGAUCCGCGGAAGUUUCAACAUCAGGGAUUCGGCCAACUACUGAUGGAGGAGGCCGAGCGGAUCGCGAGCGAGGAGCACGGCUCCAACAAGGUGGUCGUCAUCUCCGGUGUGGGCACACGCGGUUAUUACAGCAAGCUCGGCUACACCCUCGACGGGCCCUACAUGAGCAAGUGGCUUAGCAGAGAAGAAGCA
This is a messenger RNA of Mesorhabditis spiculigera, 1650 nucleotides long. NCBI's taxonomy places the organism in Eukaryota, Metazoa, Nematoda, Chromadorea, Rhabditida, Rhabditidae. The record is from the annotation of a GenBank genome assembly.